This is a messenger RNA of Equus quagga, 1899 nucleotides long. RefSeq names its product cAMP responsive element binding protein 3 like 4 (gene CREB3L4). Gene Ontology annotation, molecular function: DNA-binding transcription factor activity, RNA polymerase II-specific; RNA polymerase II cis-regulatory region sequence-specific DNA binding. Lineage: Eukaryota; Metazoa; Chordata; Mammalia; Perissodactyla; Equidae. The transcript has 10 exons. Gene Ontology annotation, biological process: regulation of transcription by RNA polymerase II. Gene Ontology annotation, cellular component: nucleus. The record is from RefSeq and is a predicted model, not a curated record. The coding region runs from base 443 to 1624 and encodes 393 amino acids.
UUCUGUUGAUUCCUUCCUUCUUUGUUUUCAACCCUGCCACGAUCUCCUUCAUAAAAUUGAUGGCCGGAGAACAGUCACGUCCUGUGCUCCAGUCACAACCAUUUCUAGCCUUCCCUGAGGAGCCACCAAAACCCUCAGGAAGAUUUGCUAUCGCGAGGAGAAACUGAGGCAAAAAGGACGAGGCUGCCUAAGUUUUACUUAAGUCGAGUUUGCGGACGCUGAGCCUUUUAACCCCUUGCUCCCAGAUACAGUGCCCCUACCGUGGCUCCUGGCUAGGUGCAACCCACUUUUUCCUGGUGUAAGGCUGGGGGCGGGGUCUAGCUGGGCAGGUCCAGGAUGCGAGAUCCUGGAGGAAAGAAAAGGAGCAGUGUUUGGGGCCGUCAGCAGGCUAGGCUGGCUUGGCAGGGCUGGACUCUUCCUAAGAGUGCCUCCCAGUAGAAGGAUGGAUUUCAGAACCCCUGAGCUGCUGGACAUGUGGCUAGAGCCCCCAGAAGAUGUCUUCUCAACAGGAUCCUUCCUGGAACUGGGAUUCCACUGUCCACCUCCAGAGGUCCCUGUGACUAGGCUGCAAGAACAGGGGAAGCAAGGCUGGGAGUCCAGUGGGGGCCUUGGCUGUGGCCUUCAAGAGAGUGAGCCUGAAGAUUUCCUGAAGCUUUUCAUUGAUCCCAAUGAAGUGUACUGCUCAGAAGCAUCUCCUGGCAGUGACAGUGGAAUCUCUGAGGACCCUGGCCAUCCAGACAGUCCCCCUGCCUCCAAGGCACCCAGUUCCCCUGCCCUCUAUGAGGUUGUCUAUGAGGCAGGGGCUCUGGAGAGGAUGCAGGGGGAAACUGGGCCAGCUGUAGAGCCCAUCUCUAUCCAGCUAGAUCAGCGGAGCCCACCACUUUUGAUGCCUGAUGCCUGCAUGGUCAGUGAACUGCACCUUGAUGCUCAUGCCCACAUCCUGCCCAGAGCAGGCACUGUAAACCCAGUGCCUCCCGUGACCCUGCUGCCCUGUCAAACCUUAUUCCUAACAGAUGAGGAGAAGCGUCUGCUGGGGCAGGAAGGGGUUUCCCUGCCCUCUCAUCUGCCCCUCACCAAGGCAGAGGAGAGGGUCCUCAAGAAGGUCAGGAGGAAAAUACGUAACAAGCAGUCAGCUCAGGACAGUCGGCGGCGGAAGAAAGAGUACAUCGAUGGACUAGAGAGCAGGGUGGCUGCCUGUUCUGCACAGAACCAGGAACUACAGAAAAAAGUCCAGGAGCUAGAGAGGCACAAUAUCUCCCUAGUGACUCAGCUCCGCCAGCUACAGAUGCUCAUUGCUCAAACUUCCAACAAAGCUGCCCAGACCAGCACUUGUGUUCUGAUCCUCCUUUUUUCUCUGGCUCUCAUCAUCCUGCCCAGUUUCAGCCCCUUUCAGGGUCUACCAGAAGCUGGGCCUGACGAUUACCAGCCUCAUGGAGUGAUUUCCAGAAAUAUCCUGACUCACAAGGACAUGACAGAAAAUCUGGAGACCCCAGUGGUAGAGUCCAGAUUGGGGGGGCCACCUGGGGGCGUAAAUGGCUCCACAAGUACACUACUUGAGAAGACAGGAGGGAAGCUAGGCCCCAGCCGGCGCGUCAGAACUGUGCUGCAUGCAGAUGAGAUGUGAGCUGGAACACUUCCUGUCCCAUUUCCCAGUCGCAGUAAGGAAUCAGGGCUCCCCUAUGGUUUUGCUUUCCCCUGAGAUUCCCACUCAGCGUUCUUUGGCCUCAGGGGUCUAAAUCACUUCAGGACACCCUAGAUGUCUAUAUCCUGAGGCCCAUACCCCGUGAGGGGACACCUCAAAUACUUUUGUCGUGUAUCUGUGAUUUUAUUUCUUCUUUGGGCUUAGGGUUGAGGGGAAACAGAAGUUUUGGUUGAGAAAUAAACUUUUUGCUAAAACUG